Bombyx mandarina (wild silkworm) is the source of this 1482-nucleotide messenger RNA. It is a transcript of the gene Rtnl1, whose product is annotated as reticulon. NCBI's taxonomy places the organism in Eukaryota, Metazoa, Arthropoda, Insecta, Lepidoptera, Bombycidae. Gene Ontology annotation, cellular component: axon; endoplasmic reticulum membrane. The record is from RefSeq and is a predicted model, not a curated record.
GAGACUCGGCAGGACUCACCCGCUCGUCGCACCCUCGCACUCGCGUCUGCACCGCACCCUAUCGAUCACUUAUUUUACUUUUCUGUAAAGUAUCAUGGAGAGCACAGGCGCCCUCCUGGGAGGCUUCGCCGCCGCCGGUGAUGCGGCGCCCGGUGCGGAUCAGACCAUGAAGCGCGACCAGGACUCGACGGAUGAUUUCGAGCAUCUCGAUCGUGAAACUAAACAAGACCCGGCGGAUUCACCGGUACACCAUCAUCGCGUGGCCACUCAGAGUUUCUUGGAGAUGGAACGUGGGCCCGCAGCGGAACAUCGGCCGCCUUCCGUCGCCGAAAAGCUUAUGGACCACAUGGCCGACAAAUUUACCGACAGUGAGUCAGACGCCGAUACUGCAGGAGAGUCGCCCCUCCAUCGGCCCGAGCCGAGGGUCGAACUCCCGAAGCCUAGCGCUCCGACACCGGAACCACCGAUGCCUGAAGCUCACGACCCGACACCGGUGCUGGCCCCCGCGCCCGCUCCGCCUGUCCCCGAGAAACCUGUGGAGCCCAAAGUGGAGCCGGCCGUCGUCCCUGAGCCUAAGCCGGUGCCGAAAGCGGAACCCGUCAAGCGAGAAGAGGUGGCUCCGCCCAAGCCUGAGCCAGCCUCGCAACCAAAGCCGGUCCCCGUAGAGGAGAAGCCGGAGCCGACUCGCGGACCUACGGCGCAUGUCAUCGAAGCAGAAGUAAUCUUCUGUCAAAUGGGACUUGAUGCCUGGUUCGACCCACAGCGACUGCACCCCGAAGUGGAGUCGUUGAUCUACUGGCGGAACGCGGCACGCUCUGGCGCGGCCCUGGGCGCGGGGCUGGCGCUGCUGGUGGCGCUGGCGUGCUGCUCGGUGGUGUCGGUGCUCGCCUACGUGUCGCUGCUGGCGCUCAGCGCCGCCGUCGCCUUCCGCCUCUACAAGAACGUGCUGCAGGCCGUUCAGAAGACCAACGAUGGACAUCCCUUCAAGUGGCUGCUGGAGGCGGAGGUGAGCGUGUCGGCGGAGCGCGCGCAGGCGCUGGCCGCCGCCGCCACCGCGCACCUCAACGCCGCCCUGUAUGAGCUGCGCAGACUGUUCCUGGUGGAGGACCUGGUGGACUCGCUGAAGUUCGGCGUGCUGCUGUGGUGCCUCACGUACGUGGGGGCGUGCUUCAACGGGAUCACGCUCAUCAUCCUCGGUUGGAUAGCGCUGUUCACGCUGCCGAAGGCCUACGAGAUGAACAAGGCGCAGGUGGACGCCAACCUCGAGCUGGCGCGCGCCAAGAUCAACGAGAUCACCGCCAAGGUGCGCGCCGCGGUGCCGCUGGGCAGGAGGGCGGAGGGCGACAAGGACAAGUAGACGCCGCUCCGCGCUGUUAUUUAUUAACUACAUUACUACUUUACGUGUAAAGCUUUAUGAGAGUCAUGCGGAGAUUAUUGUAUUUGCUUUUUGAAAUUUUAAAUUAAAUAAAAUAAUUGUCGAAA